Tarenaya hassleriana is the source of this 2096-nucleotide messenger RNA. RefSeq names its product zinc finger CCCH domain-containing protein 32. Gene Ontology annotation, molecular function: mRNA binding; metal ion binding. The transcript has 7 exons. Bases 258 to 1667 code for a protein of 469 amino acids. The record is from RefSeq and is a predicted model, not a curated record. Lineage: Eukaryota; Viridiplantae; Streptophyta; Magnoliopsida; Brassicales; Cleomaceae.
CCAGACUGUCCGGAAUCUCAAGGGCGAGACGAGAGAGAGAGAGAGCGCGCUCUCGAUCACUGUCGAAAUACCUCUUUUCUCUCACCUUCGUUGGAAUCUUGACUUCGAUCGGUUUCUCCGACGUUUCUAGAACAUUGCGGGAUGGUUUACUGAAUCCUCCGGCGUUCCACGUCCUUUGACAUUUCGUCAUUACUAUUUUUUCAGCAUAGUAGUUGAAUUCGCUGUAGAAGAAUCCCUAGAGAGGCUCGGUAGUUUCGAUGGACGUGUACGGCCGCAGCCAGGCGAUGAGUGGAGCUCAAUCUGGUCAAGCACCCGAAUGGAGCUCCGAAGGUGCCGACACGGGCCUCGAAGAAUCGAUGUGGCGAUUAGGGUUGAGCAGUAGCGAGACGUACCCGGAGCGACCUGGAGCGCCUGACUGUGCGUACUACAUGCGAACCGGCAUCUGUGGAUAUGGAAGUAGGUGUCGUUACAAUCAUCCUCGAGACCGUGCUGUGGUUGAGGCAGCUGUUAGAGCUACAGGAGAGUAUCCUGAACGAGUAGGUGAACCCCCAUGUCAGUUCUAUUUGAAAACUGGAACCUGUAAAUUUGGGGCGUCAUGCAAAUUCCACCAUCCAAAAAAUGCAGGUGGAUCCAUGAGCCAAGUUCCACUAAAUAUACAUGGAUACCCAUUAAGAGAGGCCGAGAAAGAAUGCUCCCACUAUUUGAAAACAGGACAGUGCAAAUUUGGUGUAACCUGUAAAUUCCAUCAUCCCCAACCUGCUGGUACGACAACUCCAGCAUCUACACCGCGGUUUUAUCCAUCGGUGCAAUCUCCUAUACCUGACCAGUAUUCAGGCCCGUCCUCUAGUCUGAGAGUAGCAAGACCUCCUCUUUUACCUGGUUCAUAUAUGCAAGGGGCUUACGGUCCCAUGCUCUUAACCCCAGGGGUCGUUCCAAUACCUGGCUGGAAUCCUUACUCGGGACCAGUGAGUCCUGUUCUCUCUCCUGGUGCACAACAUGCUGUUGGAGCAACUUCUUUGUAUGGAGUCACGCAACUCUCUUCUUCCACGCCUUCGCUUGCUGGGGCUUAUCCAUCUUUGUCCUCUUCAACUGCCCCUUCUGUCGGUAGUCAGAAAGAACAAAUCUUUCCUGAAAGACCUGGUGAACCUGAAUGUCAGUACUAUUUGAGAACCGGAGAUUGUAAGUUUGGAUUAUCUUGUAAGUUCCAUCAUCGUCGAGAUAGGAUUCCACAAAGAGCAAACUGCAUUCUCAGCCCAAUUGGCCUCCCCUUGCGCCCGGGAGUCCAGCCAUGCACAUUUUACCUGCAAAACGGCUUCUGUAGGUUUGGAUCCACAUGCAAGUUUGAUCAUCCAAUGGGAACCCUCAGAUACAAUCCAUCGGCAUCCUCUCUGGUCGAUGCGCCAGUGGCUCCCUACCCAAUGGGCUCUCUCCUCCUGGGUGCACUCCCCCCUUCGUCCUCAUCCUCCGAACUCACCAUAUCUACCUCCCAGAAGGAUGCCUAUCUGACUGGUCUAUCCCCUUCAUCCAGCAUCUCAGCCGGUUUGAUUUUCUCCCAAAGCGGCCCUCUUCCAUUUCCUGAUCUUCAACUCUCAAGCCACACUGUCACUCCUCCAUUAAGCAGCAGCAGAAUCACAAGGCAAGGCCGUGAGAUUCGGCGCUCAUUUUGACCCAAACAGGAACACCAGUAGUCUGUCAAGCGCCUUGGACCGCCUUUUCAAUUGUUAUCCUCAGUAUUCAAGGUUUGGUAAAAGUUUUUUUCUAGGACCUGACGGAGCUCGACGAAAUGGCAACAUACGGAUGCAUAUACAUAUAUAUAUUUGUAUGAAUGUAUGUAUGUAUGCGCAUAGGGAGAAAAGCGAAGGCUGUGUAAAUGUAUAGAGACAAGCAAGCUCUUCCUUGGUCGUCUUGUCCCACAAUUGGACCAUCGCUGCUGAAGGAAGCGAUUACGUUAGUCGCAGUCUCUCUUUUUGUUUUUAGAUCAUUAUUCUCUGUUUUUUUUUUUUUGUUUAUUUAUCUCAUUUGAUUUAAGGACGUACGUGUAUGUUGGGUCUUUUGUUUGAUUCUAUGUGGUGGAAGCCGUGUUAUGUUCCAAAUCA